GCGGGUGUGUGAAUGCGGGGAGCAGAGUGAGUCAGAGUGGUUCCAGUGUAUCCCGGAGAGUAGCAGGGGGGCGCAAGCAUGUUGUAACAGGACUGGUGUACUGUACACUGUUCAGCAGGUACACCGCGCAGCUGGGGAGGAUAUACACAGAAACCAAUAAAACACGCCCUUUCAGAUUUCUAACUCUCCCUUUACACUGCAAGGAAGCAAAGAAAGGCGGUGAGACAGAGAGAGAGAGAGAGAGAGAGAGAGAAAUCAGCGGUGUGUGGAACCCAAAAGAAAACGCAAGACCAGGAAAUUAGUCUGUAGUACCUCUGCUAGCCUCGAUAGAUCGGUGAAGGUCAAGUCCCACCGAAGCCGAAGAUGAGCGAAACCAGUAUAUGCCAGGCUCGAGCCACGGUGAUGAUCUAUGAUGAUGCCAAUAAGAAAUGGGUUCCGGCAGGCACCGGGCCACAGGUUUUCAGUCGUGUCCACAUCUACCACAACCCCGGCAACAACACCUUCCGAGUGGUGGGCCGUAAAAUCCAGCAGGAUCAGCAGGUAGUGAUAAACUGCCCGAUCGUCAAAGGCCUCAAGUAUAACCAGGCCACACCGAGUUUCCACCAGUGGAGAGACAUGCGGCAGGUCUGGGGGCUGAACUUUGGGAGCAAGGAGGACGCAGUGCUGUUUGCCAACGGGAUGCAGCAUGCCCUCGAAAUACUCGACAGCACGGCGGUUGCGGGGCACGGGCCGCCUCGAGCAGUCAACAACGGGCCAACGGCCGAGGAGUUGGAACAGCAGAGAAGGCAACAGCAGAAACAGGAACAGCUGGAGCGCGAGCAACAGGAACGGCGCAAUGCAGUGCCUGUUCCACCUGCCCCUCCCAUGUCUACUGGGGGGGCCCCGGGACCUCCUCCGCCUCCGGGACCACCACCACAAUCGGGAGUGCCUCCCCCGCCCGGACCCCCACCACCCUCGGGGGGAGGACCCCCUCCGCCGCCACCCCUCCCUCCCUCCUCCAGCUCGGGAGGGGGUGGUUCCGGAGCGGGUGGGGGGCUAGCUGCCGCUCUGCAAGCCGCCAAGCUGAAGAAAGCUGCCAAGGCUGAGGAGAACGCGUCGGCUGGUAGCUCGAGCCCCAAGAUUGACAGCGGCCGGAGUGGAGGAGGCGGAGGAGGAGGAGGAGGCCUCAUGGAGGAGAUGAGCGCCAUGCUUGCACGAAGGUGUGGGAGCUCUUCCUGUGGCGUUAGCGGGCUCAGGAGGAAAGUGGCCGACAAACCCCCCCCAAAGAAGGAUGAAGAACCAAAUCAAGACGCCAGCCCAGUGACUAAGGCGCCUGCUCUCCAGAGCACUGAGUCGGUAAAGAGACCGUGGGAGCGAAACGCCUCCACGAUGCCCAGAAAUAACUCCACUGUGAAGAGCGCAGACUCGCCCGGUGGCUCCCCGAGCUCGGUCUCCCAUAGAGCGAAGCCCGCCCAGAGCGCUAACGAAGCGAGCUCGGAAGAUGGCGAUGCCGAUCGGAUGAAGCAGGAGCUGCUGGAGGAAGUGAGGAAGGAACUGCAGAAAGUCAAAGAGGAGAUAAUUGAAGCUGUUCGGCAAGAGAUGCGGCGCCUGACUUCAUAAGAGUUUUCGUGUCAGUAGCAGCAAACGUCGGUCCUGCCAGCAACCAGAGAUGAGCCCACUGCGUGGCCAAGGAGCACAAAGACUUAUUUUUAAAAUUUUGAAAAGGAAAAAAAAAAUAGUCUGGAUGGGGAAUGAUAAGCACACCUCUAACCCAGUUUCAACGAUGAGUUUCUGUUUGUUUCAUUUGUGCCUUUAUUAAUUCUGCCUUUUAUUUUUGGAAUUCUUGAUUAUCACUCAAGGUAUGUAUGACUUUCCUCAUAUUAAAAUAGCGGUGAAGGUUU
Messenger RNA from Mobula hypostoma (lesser devil ray), 1880 nucleotides. RefSeq names its product vasodilator stimulated phosphoprotein b (gene vaspb). The record is from RefSeq and is a predicted model, not a curated record. The coding region runs from base 364 to 1599 and encodes 411 amino acids. Lineage: Eukaryota; Metazoa; Chordata; Chondrichthyes; Myliobatiformes; Myliobatidae. The transcript is spliced from 14 exons. Gene Ontology annotation, molecular function: SH3 domain binding; profilin binding; actin binding. Gene Ontology annotation, cellular component: cytoskeleton. Gene Ontology annotation, biological process: protein homotetramerization; actin polymerization or depolymerization; neural tube closure.